Molecule: messenger RNA, 264 nt
Organism: Penicillium samsonianum
Lineage: Eukaryota; Fungi; Ascomycota; Eurotiomycetes; Eurotiales; Aspergillaceae
Exons: 2
Coding region: 1-264 (87 amino acids)
Source: RefSeq, a predicted model, not a curated record
AUGGACCUUGUCGUUGGUGUUCGAGUUCGGCGGCCAUUGUUGAUCUUCGAAUUUGGUGUCGAAGGGUAUUGUGGUUAUCAAAGUGUGGAGGAUUCGUAUCUUGUUAAAUGGAACAAGAUGUCCUACUUCCGUGUCACCUGGUUGACUGGAGACUGGGUCUGGUCCAAGGCUCCCGCCAGCCAGAUGAAGGCGUUCCUCAAAUCAGACAGAUCCACCAAACCGAUCAUGACAACAGUCGAAGCUGUCCCCGAAGGAAAGCGCUGA